UGACUUCUCUUAUAAAACAGCAAUUUUAUCCUAGUAAUCUCCGCUUUAAAAUGAUUAUUUAGUGCAAAACAUGUUAAAGAUUAGCAGACUGGCGGUAAAUUCCUUAAGUGAUGAGCUGUUUCCUCACAAAGUUUAUUCAACGUACUGAAGGAUCUCCUCCAUUAACAUCCAUUCAAAAAGAACGGCCUCUGGUCUCCUCACCAGUGUACCGCUGUGUUACGCUUUGUUUUGCUGACUUUGUAGGCUCAACUCUGGUUUCGCGUCAUUCCACUUCCUGUUUGAAGGCGGGACUAGUGUUAUAAACAUUGCACGUAGCCAACGUGAUGUGAACCGCUGCAGACUUGGAUCAUAAACGCCGCAUAUCAGCAGAGAAGAACCAGACAGAAGUUUAUGAUGGCUGCAGACUCAGCUAUGACUAACGGAGGAGAGAAUAUCCUCAGUGAAAAUGACAACGAUAUUCUCAGCCCUGAUGACCUGUCAGAAGUGUUGGCGGCUGGGACCAAGGAGUCUCACGACAAAGCGGAAAACUCGCCAUUUGUCAAGGACUUCUUGAGGGGCCGAAUAAAACGAGAACUUUUUAAGCUCGGCACAGCUGCCCUGUACUAUGUAUAUUUAGCCAUUGAGGAAGAGAUUGAGAAGAACAAGGACCACCCCAUGUUUGCCCCUCUAUAUUUCCCCUCUGAGCUGCACAGACAAGAUGCUUUGGCCAAUGACUUGGAGUAUCUCUAUGGUGAAGACUGGGAGAGCAAGAUCUCGUGCUCAGCAGCCACACAACCCUACGUAGACCGCAUUCACGAGGUAGGUCGCAAAGACCCUGUGCUGCUGGUAGCACAUGCCUGGACCCGCUAUAUGGGUGACCUGUCAGGUGGACAGAUUCUAAAGAAAGUUGCCCAGCGGGCCUUGAAACUGCCCCCAACUGGUGAGGGGUUGAACUUCUACCAUUUUGAGGGCAUCCACAGCCCAACGGCCUUCAAGAGACUUUACCGCAGCCGCAUGAACGAGCUGGAAGUGGAUGCUGAAACCAAAGAGAGGCUGGUAGAUGAGGCCAACCUGGCAUUCAAAUUUAAUCUAGAGGUCUUCACGGAGUUGCAGGAGAUUGGGAAAGGCAUUAAAGAAGAGGUGCAGGACAUUGGGUUUCCUGCACAUGGUGACAUGGGAGGAGACAUUAGUAAAUGUCCCUACUAUGCAGCCAAAAUGGCGGUGAGUGGUAACACAACGUACGCAUGCCAGUUUGCAAAAAUGCUGCUUUGCCAACCCUCAGUACAGGUGGUGCUGGCCACAUGGGUCGCUGCUAUUGCUGGAUUGGCUGCUUGGUACCUCAUGUGAUCACUUUGAACAGAGUCAGCCAAUCAGAAAUUAAGAUCAUCUGGACUUCAAAGUAAAAAUUCUCCAUUCAGUCACUCAACUGUGAUUUCUUUCAACAUUGUGGAGAUAUUGCUGUGAAUAAAAUUUAAAACAAAAACAUUAAAGACCUUGACUAGACCCUUGAUCUAUACAACACUCCCAAAUUUCAAUGUCUUUUAUUUUAUAAUUAUUGU
Xyrauchen texanus (razorback sucker) is the source of this 1538-nucleotide messenger RNA. Its product is annotated as heme oxygenase 2-like. NCBI's taxonomy places the organism in Eukaryota, Metazoa, Chordata, Actinopteri, Cypriniformes, Catostomidae. Gene Ontology annotation, molecular function: heme binding; heme oxygenase (decyclizing) activity. Gene Ontology annotation, biological process: heme catabolic process; heme oxidation; response to oxidative stress. The transcript is spliced from 6 exons. The coding region runs from base 391 to 1326 and encodes 311 amino acids. The record is from RefSeq and is a predicted model, not a curated record.